Cuscuta europaea is the source of this 1616-nucleotide messenger RNA. NCBI's taxonomy places the organism in Eukaryota, Viridiplantae, Streptophyta, Magnoliopsida, Solanales, Convolvulaceae. The record is from the annotation of a GenBank genome assembly.
GUUAGAAACUAGAAGCUACGGCAUUACGCCAUUACCUUUACGAAGUACGACUAUUACUUUAGCCGGAACUGAGAGCUCUAGACAGCCUUGUUUUGGCCAGCGGCCACUGCGGGCUCCAACUAAUUUGCCGAAGGGGUUUAGGGGCGGAAUAGAGCGACCGUCGAAUUUGAUUUUCCAUUUUGCGAACUGUGGGAAGCAGUGGAAGCCUGAAAGGUCGGAGUCUAUUCGUCAAGGCGUCCGCAGGAUUCAGAAGAACAUGCCAUCAAGCCAAAUUUCUCCGGACUCCCGAAACGACAAACCAAUCAACACAACUGAGGCAUCUGUGGCGGAUGAUGGUUCAAUUUCUGCAUCGGGCAAUGAUAACAAGAAAGUGUCCCGUGAAGAUAUUGCGCUAGUUCAGAACUUGAUCGAGAGGUGUUUGCAGCUGUAUAUGGAUAAAGAUGAAGUCGUUAAAACGCUCUUAAAUCGUGCUAGGAUCGAUCCUUCAUUUACAAGUCUAGUGUGGCGGAAAUUGGAAGAAGAAAAUGCCGACUUCUUUCAAGGAUACUACAUAAGAUUGACACUGAAAAAGCAAAUCAUACUGUUCAAUCAGUUGCUUGAGCAACAAUAUCAUCUAAUGAAAUAUCCCCCGAUACUUACAUCGGCUUCUUUGGAGAAUUCAAAUAAUUGCUCCACAGCCACCAAUCUACCUACGGGGUAUCCUAUCAUGCAGCAACCUCCAAUUCCAGCAGCUUGUCAUUCUUAUGUUGAUCCAAUGAUGAUGUCUAGUUGCCAAGUGGUUAAUGGGAUGCCUGCACUCAACGACUACCAUCCUAUGCAUAUGAAAUCGGGGAACAAUAUGGUGAUAGAAUCAGAUGUGGCCGCAGUAGCUGUUCCACAUAGCAAUGGUUAUUCAGCUAUGAUAGAUACACCCAUAACCCCAUCAUCAGUGGUUUCAAGUGGUCACCAUUUCCCCUUUACCACCCUUGACACCACAUUUAUAUCUGACAUUGUGACCACAGCUGGGUUGCAACUCCCCUCAGAUUAUUGUGCUGGAAGUUACAGGAAUAACACCCUUCGGUCCUUGGAUCACUAUCCUUGGAAUUUUAAUCUUUCAGACUUAUCAGAAGAUUUACCCAACUUAGAAGUGGGAAUUGUUACCCUAAUAGCUGAUAUAGGAGGUCUUGGGAACCACCACCAGUCAUCACCCUUUUUGCAUUCUGAUUCAGAUAUUCUACUUGAUUCUCCAGAGCAAGGUGACUCUGUGGAGGAAUUCUUUGUUGAUUUCUCCUUAGGGCCAACAUGUUCUCAAACUGAUGAGAAGUUACCAUAAUUUCAUCGGAUCGAUCAAUGCAGAGUUGCAUAGAGCAUGGGAAUACAAAUCAAAGCACCAGAUGACUUCACUUACGGUCGUUAAAUCAUGUCUCAGAAUGCUUUCCUUAAUAUUGACUAUCUUGUUUAGCCAGUUAUCUCAGGAAUGUACUAAAUCAUAGUGACUGUUUUGUUUUGCUAGUUAUCUCAGGAAUGUAGUAAAUCAUAGUGUCUGUCUUCUAUAUUGGUAUUGGCCAUUGACUGUCUUGUUUUGCUAGUUAUCUCAGGAAUGUAGUAAAUCAUUGUGUCUGUCUUCUAUAUUGGUA